Messenger RNA from Heterobilharzia americana, 2779 nucleotides. The record is from the annotation of a GenBank genome assembly. NCBI's taxonomy places the organism in Eukaryota, Metazoa, Platyhelminthes, Trematoda, Strigeidida, Schistosomatidae.
GGCUCAUAGAAAUUUUCAUCAUAAUAAUUAAAUAUAAUUUAUGCAACAGCUUAUUAUCAGAAGGAUCAUUUGAAUAAAUAAUCCCCUCCAUCCAUAAAUAUGCAUGAGUUGGUAAACAGAAGUAUAACCAGGACAGUAACACUUGGAAAUUUCUCUGAUUUACUUUCAGAGAUAACUGAAUGAAGUGAUCAUUCAACCUGUGAUGUAUUACAAAGAUAAAUGAAUAUGCCAACGUUUACAAUGAAGUCAAUUCUAUUAGUCACUAUUCUCCUGCCUAUUUUCGCUGAUUUCACUGAUAAACCUGCUAGUAAUCCAGUUCAAUUGGAGACACAUUCCAUUAUACGACCUGACAUUGAAAUCUCUGUGAUUAUUAUGGCAUGUGUAGUCUGUUGUAUUGUAACCAUUGGUAUUAUUGGCAAUGUGUUAGUCAUUUGUGUUUUAACUUGCAAUCGAACACGUAUGGUAUAUGAGACAUUUUGUGUUGGUUUGGCUGUAACAGACUUAAUCUAUCUUACAAUGACCAGUCCAAUAACUGUUAUGCAAUAUUUUUUGAAUAGUUGGAUAUUUGGUAUAUUCUGGUGUAAAGUAUUCAAUUUUAUCGUACAAGUUACAGUGUUUUCAUCAGCAUUUAUGCUGCUUGGUUUAACGACAAGUCGAUUUUUAGCUGUUGUACUACCCUGGCAAAACUUGAAGACAACAGAAUUUCAAGCUAAACUAGUCUGUAUAGGGGCCUGGCUUGUUGGAAUUAUAUUCGCUUUACCGAUAAUUAUAUUUCAAGUUUUAAUACCAGCACCAUUUGAUGACAUAUUACCGAGUAACAUCACUAUCCUCAAUACUGUUACUGAUUUCUUUGAUAAUACUUCUCACUUUUCUACGGAAACACCAAAAUUUCCAUCUGGAACAAUAAUACAAUUACGAAGCUUGAUUAACAAUAUGAUUAACAGUAAUGAAGUUCAUAAUCAAGAAGUAUUUUGUCGUGAACAGUUUCCAUCUCAGUCAAGUCGAAUGAGUUAUCAACUUUUUGUGCUUCUAUCCACUUAUGUUCUCCCAUUUGCUUGUAUUCUAAUUUUAAACUCUUGUAUUGUUCUAAGAUUAAGACAAAAGAAUAUUGCAGAAAAGGAGGUAAAUCAAUUUAGACGCUUUUCUACGCGUGAGAGUUCAAUCUACAUAAGAAGUAAUAAUGCUCACAAUGAUUCCAUUAAUUGUAGCAACACAGAUAAUCCUAACAAUAAAGAAACAAUAACUUCAAAUUAUAAGUUGAAAUGGUUAAGAAGCCGUCGAAAACGACUUGAAAGUAUACAUCAGGAAAACUUGGAAUUAAAUAGAUUUGAUAUAACUAGAGAUUCUUCACACCAUCAGCACCAUCAGCAGAACAAUGGACAAAAGGAACAACAACAUUUAGAACAACGAAUAUCUUCUAAUACUAUUACAUCGAAUCCAACCAGCCCUGGAUCUGGCAAUGAUACAACUACUACAAGUAAUUGUUUACAAAGAUAUAAUUCGCAAGGAAAUAUUUUACAUAAUCCCAAUGAGUUAGUACGUGUUACUAGAGAAUUGAAGAAAAAACGUUUACGAUCUAAAGCCACUAAACUAGUUGUAUUAGUUACCACAUUAUGGGGUGUAUGUUGGUUGCCAACUCACAUAAUUAAUUCAUGGUUUUUUUUUGAUGAAGCCAGUUUCCCAUUUGUACCAGCUAUGAAAAUAGCUAAACUGUUAUCACAAACUUUAUCAUUUGCUGCAUCAUGUGUAAAUCCUGUUGUUUAUAGUAUAUUAACUGGUUCAUUUAAAACAGCCUUAUCAAAGCGAUUAUUACGCUUUAAAAAGCGUAGUCGACAUGAACGUAACAGAACGGAACUGCUCUAUGUCACAGAAUAAUACAAUCAUUACUACUAAUAAACAUUAUUAAUAAUAAUGGUAUUUAACAAUUUUUUUACUACAAACUAUUAGCUAAAAGAUACAAGUAUACUUGUUUUCAUCAUAAAAAUAAAGUUGGGGAAAAGAUUCUACAAACCAAAUAAUUUUUAAAGAAAAGAGAGAUUUAAAUAUAGCUGAACAAUACAUUUGAAUUCAAUCAUCUAAUUAAAACAAAUUACUUUCACAAGCAUUUGGUAAAAUAAAUCCAAUCAUUCUUAUCUCUUUUUUCUCCUUGUAUGUGCUUACUUGAAGUCUUGAAAAAUUCUUUUAUUUCUUAAUAUAGAUUGAAAAUCAAACUACUUUAUGAUAAUUUAGAAAAUCACGAAAAGAAAAAUACUCUUCAAAUUAUCUGUUUUAUCAUUCAUACACCUGUACUAUGUUCUUAACAAUGAUUGAUAUUAUAAAGUGAUCAUGUCAAUGUUUCUCCUAAACUGUACUUCUGCCUUCUAACACUUUGUACCAUUUUCUGUUGAAUAUUAUAUGUAGUGACACUGAUGUGAUUAUAAAAUGUAAGUAUGCUUAAAAAUCAUUUUCAGCAUGAAAGAGUAUCAUUCAUCUGGAAUAAAUAGUGUUCAGUCAUUGUUUUUUCUUCUUCUUCUUCUUCUCAUGGCGCAGAGAAAUUCUUCUGACAAACUGAAAAAUAUAUGGUAAAUUUAUUAUAAUUAUUUUAUUGUUUGUCCCUUGGGUUCCUAGUGGAACAUAGGGCUUCGGUAGCACGUCUCCAUUCCACUCUGUUCUCUUCAAUCUUUUGAACCUGGCUCCAUGACUGCCCACAAGCUUUCAAUUCUUCCUCACACAAUCUCUUCCAUGUCACCCUCGGGCCUGACGCCCGACUCGCCGUUUCCUAUCUGAGUUUAAUACCGAG